AUGAUUCCCGUCCCUACCUUUCCCCCUUUUCCCUGUUCCUCUUUUUCUCUGUUUCCCGUUUUCCCUGUUCCUCUUUUUCCCUGUUCCUCUUUUUCCCUGUCCCCCCUUUUCCAUGUUCCCCAUUUUCCCUGUUCCCCAUUUUCUCUGUUCCCCAUUUUCGCUGUUCCUUAUUUUUUCCCCCUUUUCCCUGCCCCCUAUGUCCCUUUUUUUCCUGUCCCCCCUUUUUCCUGUCCCCUUUUUUCCCUGCCACCCUCUUCCCUGUUCCCCCUUUCCCUGUUCCCUUUCCCCUGUUCCCCUUUUUCCCUGUUCCCCCUUUCCCCUGUUCCCCCUUUUCCCUGUCCCCCUGUUUCCCUGUCCCCUUUCCCUAUGCCCCCUUCUCCCUGUCCCCUUAUUUUUCUGUCCCCCUUGUUCUAUGUUCCCCUUAUUCUCUGUUCCCCCUUUUCCCUGUUCCCCCUUUUCACUGAUCCCCAUUUUCCCUGUUCCCCAUUUUCCCUGGCUGCCUUUCCCAGCUACGAGCAGCAUCCGUUGCUGCCAUUCGCCUCCCCCGUUCACCCUUGCCUCCCUCCCUCCUCAUCCCAUUCUCCUCCCUCCCGUUCUCUCCCCCACCCGCUCUCAGCCUGUACUCCCAGGGCUGCUGCCGCCAGCCCACCAGCUACGAGUGAAGCCGCAGAUCGUAAGCUAUCCCCCCCUUCGCCCCCUCUCCCUCCUCCCUUUCUCCCCCCCUCCCUCCUCCCUUUCUCCCCCCUCCCUCCUCCCCUUCCCCCCCCCCCCCUCCUUUCCUUUUUUAUGGCCACACUCAGAAGUUUCUCCGGUCUUGCCUAG
Closterium sp. Naga37s-1 is the source of this 822-nucleotide messenger RNA. The record is from the annotation of a GenBank genome assembly. Lineage: Eukaryota; Viridiplantae; Streptophyta; Zygnematophyceae; Desmidiales; Closteriaceae.